UGAGGGCUCGAGCUCGGUUUUGCGUGGGGGGCCUCAAAGUCAAGGUCAAGGUCCCCGCACGCAAGCGAGCGAACCUCGACGGGGAAUGACCAGCGUGGGCACCAAAGAUUCCAUUUCCAUGUUCCUCAGCCUCGUCCGAGUCAACGUCCCUCCCACCAAUGACUCAGAACUUUGAUAUUUCCCCCACCAACAGCCUUCUUAGACCGAAUCUUUUGGCGACGGGUGAAUGACGACUUUCCAAACACAACUGCUGCGAUCUGCCAGAUCAAUACCACUGACGCCGGGUCCAAGAGCAUUCAAUUUAAUUACAGCAACAAGAAUAGCAACAUUUGGAAACACCCGCAAUUUCUCGAUAACUGCUCGGCGCAGAACAGAAGAAGACGACGAGAUGGCUCCCAAAGGACAAAAGUUUGAGUUAAAAACUCCGAAGGGCACGAAGGAUUGGGAGGGAAAGGAUAUGGUAAUUCGAGACAAGAUCUUCUCGACCAUCACGGACGUUUUCAAGCGUCACGGAGCAGUGACAAUCGACACGCCAGUAUUUGAACUGAAAGAAAUUCUGUCUGGGAAAUAUGGUGAGGACAGUAAACUCAUCUACGACCUCGCGGACCAGGGUGGAGAGAUCUGCUCACUGAGAUACGACUUGACCGUACCAUUUGCAAGAUGGCUGGCCAUGAACAGAGACGUCCAAAAUAUCAAGAGAUACCACAUCGCAAAAGUUUACAGACGAGAUCAACCGGCCAUGACCAAGGGACGCAUGCGAGAAUUCUACCAAUGCGACUUUGACAUUGCGGGCACUUACGAUCCUAUGCUACCAGACGCAGAGGUUAUUCGGAUUACGACUGAAGUCUUUGAGGGAUUAGGUUGGAAGGGAGCAUACACAAUCAAGCUGAAUCACCGCAAAAUCCUCGAUGGUAUCUUUGAGGUAUGUGGAGUACCAACAGAUAAAAUACGGACCAUUUCAUCUGCGGUCGACAAGCUGGAUAAGUUACCGUGGCUGGAAGUACGCAAAGAAAUGACCGAAGAGAAAGGCCUCGCACCAGACAUCGCUGACAAGAUUGGCGAAUAUGUGGUCCUGAAGGGCCAAAAGGAUCUGCUCGCGAGACUCAAGGCAGAUGAGAAGCUUGCGGCAAAUGAGUCUAUGAAGGCAGGAAUUGCGGAUCUGGAACUGCUCUUUGAGUAUCUGGAAGCUUUUAGAGCUCUGGACAAUGUCUCCUUUGACUUAAGUCUAGCACGUGGGUUGGACUACUACACUGGUCUCAUCUACGAGGUUGUUACAGAAGGAUCAGCCGGCUCCGUACCAGUCGCAACUACAUCAACUGCUCCAGCAGCACCACCCAAAUCCUCGAAGAAGCCGUCCAAAGAAGGAGCCGAUGCUGACGAGGAUCGGUCGUCGGAUCCUAGCGUUGGUGUAGGCAGUGUAGCAGCAGGCGGACGGUAUGACAAGCUGGUGGGCAUGUUCUCUGGCAAAAACCAGAUUCCUUGCGUGGGUAUCUCCUUCGGUGUUGACAGAAUCUUCUCGAUCACCAAGGCUCGGAUGGCCGCAGAGAAGAAUGCGGUGCAGGUACGAAACAACGAAGUCGAUGUUUUCGUGAUGGCUUUUGGAGGGAAGGGAUUUACUGGGCUGUUGAAGGAGAGAAUGGAUAUCUGCUCUAGAUUAUGGGAGGCCGGAAUCAAGGCCGAGUUCCUCUACAAAGUCAAGCCAAAACUACCCAACCAGUUCAGGGCCGCGGAGGUCAACGGCGUACCCUUCACAAUCGUCAUCGGCGAAGACGAAGUUGCGCAAGGAAAAGUCAAGGUCAAGGAGAUGGGCCUACGGGAUGGCCACCCCGAGAAAGAAGGCAUUUUGGUCGACCUGGUUGAUGUUGUAGCGGAGGUCAAGCAGAGACUGAGACGGAAAGCAGAUCUUGAGGGUUUAUUCCGAGAGGCAGAGGGACUGAGAGUAGUUGAUGGCAUUAAGGGCGAUGCAGAGAAACUUCUGCCUCCAGAACCUACCGCAUCAGUAGCAGAGCUUGAGAAGCAAGCCGAGACUACUGCUGUACCGGAUCCAGAGAAGCCAGCUGAAGAGACUCCUGCGUCACAAGAAGCGAUUGGAGCAGUUCCAGCAUCUUAAUCAGAACAUUGUAACUGAAUAAGAAGAUCAAUACUUUCGAAAUGUAAAAGUAGAUGAGAUUAGCAUAUGAGAGCAGUGCAUGGACUCGAGGCGUUGAGGAUAGCUAGAUGGGCGGAAGCGAUAUGGUGAGUGUGUCGCAAGGAAAUGAUACCUAGAGGAAAGCUUGAGCCAAGCGGAGAUAGAGCAAAGCGGUGAAAAUUCUUCAUGAUUUUCUAAAUGACGUGUGGCAUCGGACUCCGAAUCGUCAGCUUACCAUCCAAGCUAUUUCAUUGUCCUAGAUCAGAGACCAAACGAUCUCAAAUUCUCAAAUUCCUUAACGUCCAAGCUGUAAUUAGACAACAACAACAACACAAGUCACUGAAUCGAAAGGAAAAAUCCCAGAGUGCGGAUCCUUAAUUCAUCUAUAUAUCAUUCCAAAUUAUCGCUAUGAUGGCCUAAGAAGAGAGACAACCAGACGCCGUGCUAGAAUGCCAAUCUGCAAAUCAAAGUUAAGACUCUCAAGUCCAACCAAAAUGACGUCUCUAAUCCACCACAAGUUAUGCUGUCGCUUCGAUGAAGUCAAUACCCCCAUGUAGUCCAUCCGUAUGCCAUUGAAACGCCAAUAACGCCAUGUACCAGCAAAGCAUGUCUGAAUCAAGGUUUUCCGUUCUAAGCACCAAUAUGCCUCCCUCAGAUACAUCCUCACUCCUCCAUGUAGUAAGUCACCAAAAUCCACGAGCAGGGCUAUGCUUUCAUGCCCGUUCCUGAGUCUUCUAGGAAGUCCCAAUCCAUUCCAUACCUCAAGAACUCAUCAAACAGUAUUAUCAUGGUAAUAGAAAUCAAUAUCUCUCGGUCUCCUUCUGUUAUUUGCAACAAAAGACUGGUCGCCCUCAGGUCUCUCGUUCUUCGUAUUACCCGUCAGCAUGCUCUGUAGGGACAUGCAUAUGCUCUCUACGUUCUGAACGGGACUCCAGCCUUGCUGCCCGAGGAGGUCGAGGCAGAUGAUACCGUUGGAGUAGAUGUGUGGGUGCAUGGGAAUAGGUCGGUCGGGUGUUUGCAUGAAUGUUACUUCUGGUGGCUCUGUAAGACAGUAAAAUGUGUUAGCUAGGCCCAAGUGGUGAUCUGAACUCGAUUGCUGUGGGGAAAAGUGCGAUGGAGGGGUCUGAUGCGGGGAUCGCUUGACGCAUUUGCUCAAGCAGAUGCCUCCCUCCCUCCCGAGAACGUGGGAUGGAACAUACCAAUUGGGUAUUGAGGACUGAACUUGAAUUUUAGGCGGAAGACCUUGUUCAUGUAAAGUGGGUUUGCGUCGAGGACUUUAAUGUCAAGUUGCCAUUCCUGGAAGCCUUCCGCCGUCACCAGCUCGAUUCCUGGAGGUAGCGUGCCGUGAAUCUGAAUAUAGCAGUUACUAUGCGGUACUGAUGUAAUCUCGUGGAGAAAUUUCUACCUUUGACAGUUCCUUCGACAGGCGUUUCGUUGCGAAGCUCAUUCUCGCUCGUUGCUCAGAUCUUUGGAUUUGGCCUUGGGUCGUUGCUCGAGGCUGUGGGUCUGUUUUUCCCACACCGAAAGUACCGUAGCUUCUUUAUCUCUUGCAAAGAGGUCAGGGAAUCUCGAGAAGGAAUCUAGUUAGAAAGUGGCAGAUUUAAUGGAGUUGAGAUGCCGGCUCUUUAUGGUAGAGGCAGUGGAAAUAUUUCACAAGUGGUCCCGUAGUGUAGUGUAGGCAGGUAAGGUAAAGAAAGGUUGCGGAGGGGCGAGGCAGGCCAGGCAAGAGCUUAACCUUAUCGAUAGGCGGCGGGCACUUAAGCAAGGAGGGAUGGAUUCUUAUAAUAGAACUUCAAAUCAAGCUGUUGCACAAGUGCCAUGUAUUUGGUCAGUAACCUUGAUGGCACCAAUACCCUAGACUGUGAAUAGCCUCAAUGAUGCAAUGUAUUUUACAUGUAGUUCCACAGACCAAAAUCAAGCGCUGAAUGGAGAGAUGGAAAUGUCAAAGAAACGCAUUCCACGUGAUGAUCAACAAGCCCCUGAGCGCUCAGCCACUGCCCCUCCCCUCAUAAGGUGGGUAGGUAGGUAACGAAGUGCCUGAAGC
Messenger RNA from Cadophora gregata, 4172 nucleotides. RefSeq names its product Cytoplasmic and mitochondrial histidine tRNA synthetase. Gene Ontology annotation, biological process: mitochondrial translation; histidyl-tRNA aminoacylation. Bases 227 to 2110 code for a protein of 627 amino acids. Gene Ontology annotation, molecular function: histidine-tRNA ligase activity; ATP binding. The record is from RefSeq and is a predicted model, not a curated record. The transcript has 3 exons. Gene Ontology annotation, cellular component: mitochondrion. Lineage: Eukaryota; Fungi; Ascomycota; Leotiomycetes; Helotiales; Ploettnerulaceae.